AUUUUUCCAUUGAUCACUGAUUCCACUUUGAAUAUGUCUCAAGCUCUUGGAAAUACCGGAUUAGCUUAUGCGCGAGUUUGGCACUUGGUAGAUGCUCGACAACGUAUAUUAGGUCGUUUGGCG
Acaulospora morrowiae is the source of this 123-nucleotide messenger RNA. NCBI's taxonomy places the organism in Eukaryota, Fungi, Glomeromycota, Glomeromycetes, Diversisporales, Acaulosporaceae. The record is from the annotation of a GenBank genome assembly.